GGCCGGCGGCGCGGAGACGUGGUGACGGCGCGGAGACGUGCUGACGUAGGACAGUGCUGCUCCGGCUGCCGGGCGCCGCUCCGGGAGGCAAAAUGUCUAAAGUUACGUUUAAAAUCACGCUGACAUCGGAUCCAAAGUUGCCCUACAAAGUAUUGAGCGUACCGGAUGCCACCCCUUUCACUGCAGUUUUGAAAUUUGCAGCAGAAGAGGUAAAUUUGUUUUUAAAUCUUAUUGUAGGAAAUAUUUUCAUGAAACAUGGGUCAGAACUGCGACUGAUUCCCCGGGACCGAGUGGGCUGCCAAUAG
This is a messenger RNA of Amblyraja radiata (thorny skate), 305 nucleotides long. It is a transcript of the gene ufm1, whose product is annotated as ubiquitin-fold modifier 1. The transcript has 4 exons. The record is from RefSeq and is a predicted model, not a curated record. Lineage: Eukaryota; Metazoa; Chordata; Chondrichthyes; Rajiformes; Rajidae. The coding region runs from base 93 to 305 and encodes 70 amino acids. Gene Ontology annotation, cellular component: nucleus; cytoplasm. Gene Ontology annotation, biological process: protein K69-linked ufmylation.